GCGUGUUUCUUUAGCGUGUUUGACCAGGUAGUAAACACCAAACAAAACACCUCGCUGUCAUUUUUGUUGUUGCCCGGAAAAUGGACGCUACAAAAAGUGCUCCCCUGAUCGCCGAGAGUGGCUCCUUCUGUCGGCUGUGCCUUAAAACCGAUUCCAUUGAGGUGGUGUUCCAAUCCCCGGAGGACGCAAACGAGUCGCUGCUCGGCAUCAUAAGCGAGUGCCUUUCGAUAUGGCUCACCGUGACGGAGGACUUCCCGCUGGCCAUUUGCCACUCGUGCUCCAUGUCGAUCGAAGCCAUCCGUCAGUUCCGGUACAACUGCCAGCAGUGUGAUUUCUACCUGCGCAGUCACCGAUCGGCUGUUGGUGCGGGACAAAAUCCGACGUCGGCGGUUGUGGUCGAUUCCGACCUGGAUUCCACUGGGGAGCAAAAACCCGUGAUAGGACAGAUUGAUCAGAUCGAUGCGACGAUGAUGCAACAGGAAACAUACUCCGUACAGGAAGUACACUACGAAGAAUCUGCCAUAAGCGGGACGCAUGAAGCAAACCAACUCGGAACGGUUUACGGUGGCCAGAUGACUGAACAGCAAGUUUCUGCCGAUGUUAACAUCUCGCUGAAGAAGUUUGACUGUCCCGAGUGUGGCAAACAGCUGUACAGCUCCAGGAUGUUGGCGCAGCAUGUGGUUCGGGAGCAUCGUUUAUGCCACGGAUGCGACAACUGCGGAAUGUCCUACAACAGUGAGCAGAAGUUGCAUUCCCACCGGGAGAGUUGCUCAGGGCGGCCUUCGAAGUUCAUGUGCACUCAGUGUCCCAGCGCCAAGGUGUUCGCCACGGCCAUCAGUCUGUCCAUGCACCUGUACUACGCCCACGACAGUAUAAAAUCCGUGGUCUAUCGCUGCGAGGCGUGCAAGAAAAACUUCAAAAACCGAACGGGUCUCAAAUAUCACUACAAUGCGCGCCACGGUUGUACGAUGGUGGAAUGCGAAAUCUGCCGGAGGCCGUUCCCCACGGAGGAGAGCCUGUACUACCACAAACAGGCGGAUCACUGAUGGAUUUUUUUUAUCAGGAUGACCGGAACAGUAUUGUACAAAUGUAUUUCGACUGAAUAUUUUACCAUGCAAUAAAUGCAAAUAUCUUUUACAGGGUGUCGA
Molecule: messenger RNA, 1148 nt
Organism: Aedes aegypti (yellow fever mosquito)
Lineage: Eukaryota; Metazoa; Arthropoda; Insecta; Diptera; Culicidae
Product: zinc finger protein 62 homolog
Exons: 3
Coding region: 81-1046 (321 amino acids)
Biological process (GO): regulation of transcription by RNA polymerase II
Cellular component (GO): nucleus
Molecular function (GO): DNA-binding transcription factor activity, RNA polymerase II-specific; RNA polymerase II transcription regulatory region sequence-specific DNA binding; zinc ion binding
Source: RefSeq, a predicted model, not a curated record